AUGGGAGACAUAUGCUACAAGUUCAUCCGGCUCCGGGACAGCUUCUGGGGAGCCCAGGCCUGGUGCCAGGCCAAUGGCGGGCGCCUGGCGCACUCCUGGAACCCAGAGACGCAAGCCCUCCUGAACCACUGCCUGGUGGAAGGAGAGAAGUGGUGGGUCGGCCUGCGAGAGCAUCCAGGCUUCUCUGCCCACAGGGCGGACGCAGCUGUGACCCCCUUCCCUGCUGGGUGCAGUUACAUCACCAGGGACUCAGGCACCAUCAGCUCCAGGAGGGACACAUGUGUGCAGGAGCUAUAUUUCAUCUGCCAGUUCACUCCACAGCAGCCCAGCAACCAGCUCCCAUCAGCUCUUGGCAGCAAAGAGACGGGCUGGGCAGAGAAGCCAGGCCCCCUGCCCCCAGGAGAUUCCCGUUCCCCGAGGAGGCGCCAUGGAGCAGACUGGGGAGAUCGAGAGAGAAACCUCACAAGGGGACACCAGGCCGGCCGCAGGGACCGGCACAGACACCAGGCCAGGUGUGGGGACCGGCAUAGACACCAGACCCACCGUGGGGACCGGCACAGACACCACACCUGCCGCACAGACCGGCACAGACACCAGACCGGCUGCGGGGACCGGCACAGACACCAGACCCACCGCGGGGAUCGGCACAGACACCACACCUGCCGUGCGGACCGGCACAGACACCAGACCCGCCGCGGGGAUCGGCACAGACACCAGACAGGCCGUGGGGACCGGCACAGACACCAGACCGGCUGCGGGGACCGGCACAGACACCAGACCCACUGCGGGGAUCGGCACAGACACCACACCUGCCGUGCGGACCGGCACAGACACCAGACCCGCCGCGGGGAUCGGCACAGACACCAGGCUGGCUGCGGGGACCGGCACAGACACCAGACCGGCUGGGGGGACCGGCACAGACACCAGACCAGCCACGGGAACCGGCAGAGACACCAGACCCACUGCGGGCACCGGCACAGACACCAUACCCACUGCGCGGACGGGCACAGACACCAGACGAGCCAUGGGGACCGGCACAGACACCAGACAGGCCGCAGAGAUCGGCACAGACACCACACCCACCGCUGGGACUGGCACAGACACCAGACCGGCCGUGGGGACCGGCACAGACAGCAGACCAGCUGCAGGGACCAGCACAGACACCAGACCAGCUGCGGGGACCGGCACAGACACCAGGCCGGCCGCUGGGCACCUCGUGCAGCGCAGAGACGCAGCCACGGCCUGGCCGGAACAGUCACCACCCUGCAGGACCCUAACCUGGACCCAUUUACAGUGAACUCUUGGACAUUGCUCCAGGAAGCCUCCUCGGACAGGGCCCUUCAGGCCAUGGAGGACACAAUGAGACAAUUCAACCAGGCCAUCCGAACUAUCCACCAUCUGCCAGCGCUGCAGAGAGCCUGCCACACCCUCCAGCGCCUGACGGAGGGCACCAGCCUGCUCUCAGAGGCAGCCCAGAGAGAGGCCAGUGAGUCGCUCCUGUUCCUGAGUACUCAGCUCCUGCAGGCACCGCUCCCCAGCAACAGCAGUGGCUCCGCCGCCCGCACACCCGCCGCCACCUCGCUCUUCCAGUCCUUCAGCCACCUCCUGACGGCCAUGGACAGCAGCGCGCCCACGUCGCACUGGGCCCGGAACCAGCUGACGGAGGCUCUGGAGAACACCAUGGCUGCGCUCACAGGGAUACAGACGGUGCUCUGGGAGGGCAGCUGCGCUGUGGAGUCGUCUGUAACAGUGACCUCUCCUGUGGCCAGCACAAUGCUGAGCAGCCGCAACGCCUCCACUUUGCCCCAGAGCUCGUACCAUCUGGCUCAGCCAGUGCCUCUGACGCUGGCCUUCCCAUCAGCCUCUGCCUGGGGAGUGCUGCUGAGCAAACACCCCCGCGUGCAGGUCCGGGUAACAGUCCUGGCAGUCAACCCCUUCAAGCACCUGGACAGGAAGGAGAUCAGGAGCGUUGGGUACAUCUUCCUCACCGCCAACAAGGAAUCUAUCCAGGUGCAGGACUUCCCCGAGGACAUAGAGAUCCGGCUGUGGAGAGACGAGAGCACAGAGACAUCUCCCACUGGCCUCAACAUCAGCACAGAGGAGUUUGUGAUCAAGGUGAACAUCACGUCCAUGGAAGACGCCCUGAUCCUCCGUGUGCUACCUGACAUUCCCCUGCCCAUCGAGCUCUACCUGGGCUACCAGCAUCCAGUCAAUGGCUCCCAUUCUCUCCUCAACACCACCCUGCCCACCGGCCAUGGGCAGCAUUCUGGUGACAACUACACUUGGGUGCUGCGUCCAGCGAUGCUGCAGCUUGGCCCAGGCCCCUACCAUGUAACGGCCAUGGUAAGGCAGAGCCCAGAGCAAGAGCUGCCAAGCCACGUGACAUACACGAUCACCACCAUCGCCACACAGUGCCACUUCUGGGACCACCGCAGGAAGGCCUGGAGACAGGAUGGCUGCCAGGUGGGACCUCAGAGCACAGUCAGCAGCAUCCAGUGCCUGUGCAACCACCUCAGCGUCUUUGGCAGCUCCUUCUUCGUUGUGCCCCGGACGGUGAACAUUCAGGACACAGGCAAGCUCCUAAGCAAGGUGGCCAGCAACCCGAUUGGGGUGGCCUUGCUGGCCAGCCUGCUGGUGCUCCAUGGUGUUGUUGGCGUGUGGGCGUGGAGGAGAGACCAGGUGGAUGUGAGAAAGGUGAAGGUCACAGUCCUGGCAGACAGCGACCCCAGGGCUCACGUCCGGUAUGUGGUCCAGGUCUUCACUGGAUACCGCAGGGGAGCAGCCACAACAGCAAAGGUCGUGCUCACGCUGUAUGGGACAGAGGGACGGAGCGAGCCACACUGCCUGCGGGACCCCCACAAGCCUGUGUUUGAACGUGGUGGGCUGGACGUCUUCCUCGUAACCACCUGGAGCUCCCUGGGGGAGCUGCACAACAUCAGGCUCUGGCACGACAAUUCUGGCUCCAGCCCCUCCUGGUACGUCAGGCAGGUGGUGGUCAGCGACGUGACAGCCAGGAGGAAGUGGCAUUUCCUCUGUAGCGCCUGGCUGGCUGCGGACCUGGGUGACUGCCAGCUCGAUCGGGUCUUCCCAGCAGCCUCCAGGAGCGAGCUACUCUCCUCCAGGCAUCUGUUCUGCUCGGAGCUUGUGGAGAAGGUGACACACGACCACCUGUGGCUGUCGGUGCUGACCCACUGCCCCUGGGACCCCUUCACACGGCUCCAGCGCCUGGCCUGCUGCCUGACACUCCUGCUCUGCACCAUGGUCAUCAACAUCAUGUUCUGGAGAGACCCGCUGGAGGCUGGCAACCAGGCAGCCCUGCAGCCAGGGCGUGUCCUGUUCACCUGGCAGGAGCUUGUUACCAGCGUGCAGACUGCGCUCAUCCUGCUCCCUAUCAACCUGGUCGUUGGGCAAAUCUUCCAGCUGGUCCCACCGCAGGAACUGCCACUGCCCCCCACAGGCAUCCGGCUCCCACGGGCCUCUGCACCUCCCCAGGAGGCGUCCUCCCUCAAGCGCAUCACGCAGGAGCUGAAGGCGACAGUGGGGUUUCUGUCCAGGACCAAGCUCUGCCUGGAGCACGAGGCUCUGCCCCAGGAGAUGGACAGUGUCCCUGAGCUCGUGCGUAGCCUCUGCUGCCUUGUCGGCUCUCACCUCCGCAGGGGCGUGGAGCCAGCGGAGCCCUGCCUGGUUAACGGUACAGACACCAACGGCCUGCUCCUGGGAGCCACCCCGCUCUGCCUGCCUGGGCCAAUGGAGAGGGCUCCCGGGUUCUGCGCUGGGCGCUGUGAGUGCGGGGGGCUGGCCAGGGACGACAGGACUAACGCUGCCUCACCUGCUCUUUCAGAGACUUAUCACCAUCUCAGCAGCCACCUGAGCCACGUGCUGGGGCCGCUGCUGGCCCAGCUCCGAGCCCUGGACCUGAGCAAGCUCUGCAAUCCCCACGACUACCUGCAGGCAGCCGGCCAGCUGCAGAGCCUGCUGGAGCAGCUGGAGCAGCCAGGCCCGUGCCAGGAGCCUGGACUGGCCAGGGGCAGGAGGAGCUUCCCCAUCUCGGAGCCCCGAGGGCAGAAGGCCACCAUCCCCUUCCAGCUCCAGCGAGAGGCUCUGUUCAUCUGCUGGGUCACCGUGGCUGCCACCAGCCUGGCCUCAGCCUACUUCACCAUCCUCCUCAGCCUACAGCUGGACAGACAGAGAGCCACCAGCUGGGUCGUCUCCAUGCUGCUCUCUCUCCUCCAGAACAUCUUCAUAAUGCAGCCACUGAAGGUGGCUGGGCUCACCCUGCUCUUCUCACUGGUGCUGAAGAGGAUGCUCUGGCAGGACAAGGGGAAGGAGCAGCAGCUGCAGAGGAGCCUGGCUCUCCUGGCCAGGUGCCCCUACUUGGAGCUGCCUGGGACAAGAGACUGGAAUGACCCCGUCUACCACCCCCCAUGCCCAAGACCAGCGCCCCCUCGAAGGCGGAGGACCUGGAAGAAGAAGCAGCUGUACACACAGCUGGGAGAGAUCGUAGCACAACUCGUUCUCCUGGCCUCACUGACAGUCGUGUGCUACACGGAGCGGAGCCCCCACGAGCUGUACUUCAAUGAGGCCAUUCGCAAGAGCAUCACACCCAACUUCCACUGCAUCCGCGGCCUGGGGGACUUCUAUGGCUGGGCGCACGGCACACUCCUGCCCAGCCUUGACGGGCCACACCCAGGGUUCAUCUCAGACGGAAACGCCCUCCUCCUCGGCAGCGUGCGACUGCGGCAGCUCCGUCCCCAGCCACAACAGCAGCUCUGCUCCUGCCGCCAGCAGGACGCAGGGGGCCAUGGGCCUGGCUGGGGUCCCCCUGGCCACAGCAGGGGGGCACAGGAUAGCAUCUGGGUAAACCACGGCGCAGAGAGCCUGGGGGAAUACCCCGUGUGGGGGCAGCUGUCCCUCUACCCGGGAGGAGGCUACCUGGCACACCUGGGAACCAACUCCAGCCAUGCACACAGUGUCCUGCAGUACCUGGAGCGGAGCCGGUGGCUGGAUGGAUGCAGCUGCGCCAUCUUUGUGGAGUUCACAGUCUAUAACGCCAAUGUGAACCUCUUCUGUGUGGUCACCCUGCUCCUGGAGACCCCCGGGACAGGUGCCUUCCUCCCCUCUGCGGAGCUGCAGAGCAUCCGCCUCUACAGCAGCAGCGGCUUGACCCAGCUGACCUGCGCACAAGGCAUCUACGUCCUGCUGCUGCUCUUCUACACCUGGGUGCAGGGGCGGCGGCUGAAGCAGCAGAAGUGGAGAUACUUCGGCAGCCAGAGAAAUGUGCUGGACAUAAGCAUAAUUUUCAUCAGCCUGGCAGCAUUUGGUGUGUACAUCAAGUGCCGUCUCCUGCAGAAAAGUGUGAUGGAGAAAUAUCACCAGGACCGGAGCAGGUUUGUCAGUUUCUACGAGAUAGCGCAAGUGGCCUCUGCUCUCACCUACCUGCUGGCCUUCCUGGUCGCCCUGGCCAUGGGGAAACUGUGGAACCUGCUGCGCCUCAACCCUAGAAUGCACCUGAUCAGCAGCACGCUGCGCCGAGCCUGGCAGGAGGUGCUGGGCUUCCUGCUGAUGCUGCUGGUGCUGCUGGCGGGCUACUCCAUGGCAUGUAACCUCCUGUUUGGCUGGAGCAUUGCGAACUACAAGACUUUCUUCAGCUCGUCUGUGACCAUUGUUGGGCUCCUGAUCGGGAUCUUUAACUAUGACAUGGUUAUCAACUUAGACCCAGUCUUGGGGUCCUUGCUGAUCACCACCAGUGUCAUAUCCAUGCUGUACGUGGUCAUUAACCUCUUUGUCUCUGGCCUGCUGACAACCUUCAGUGAGGAGCGAGCAUCUGCCAGGGUAGGUACAGAUCUCGGGCUCCAUACCCAAGCUCUCCCCCAGGCCUGUGGCGGGUGGGCAGGAGGCAGCCUCACUCAGAAGCAGGCAGAAGGUUUACAUUCAGCACAGCUGGCUCCUAGCACCCAGCGAAGUUCAGCAAGGACUGGCACUUGGCCCUGCCUCUGCUUGCUCUGCUGACAAGCUGAGGAUUAGCCUUUUUUAUUUUCCUCCCUCCUUUCCAGGCAAACAAGGAUGAGUCCAUGAUGGAAUUAAUGCUCCUAAAGCUCUCGGGCCUGUUAGGAAUUAAGCAGCAGGCACUGCAGCUGACCAGGCUGGCUGGAGCA
Molecule: messenger RNA, 6155 nt
Organism: Gopherus flavomarginatus (Mexican gopher tortoise)
Lineage: Eukaryota; Metazoa; Chordata; Testudines; Testudinidae
Gene: PKD1L3
Product: polycystin 1 like 3, transient receptor potential channel interacting
Exons: 32
Coding region: 1-6009 (2002 amino acids)
Biological process (GO): detection of mechanical stimulus
Cellular component (GO): membrane
Molecular function (GO): calcium ion binding; protein binding; calcium channel activity
Source: RefSeq, a predicted model, not a curated record